AUGGAAGGGGAAAAUCAUUCAAGAGUUUCUGAAUUCAUACUCCUGGGCCUUUCAGAACAGCCAGUGCAGGGAAGGAUCAUUUUCCUAGUAUUCCUGAUUAUGUAUCUGAUCACAGGACUGGGGAAUUUGCUCAUCAUUCUGGCCAUCAGGACAGACUCACGUCAGCACACCCCCAUGUACUUCUUCCUUACCAACUUGUCCCUGGUCGACAUAUGCUUGACCUCCACCACAAUCCCCAAGAUGUUGGUUAAUUAUAUAUCUGGGACCAAAGCAAUUCUUUACAUCAGCUGCCUAACACAAGUAUUCUUCUUCGGUUGGUUUGGGAGCUUAGAUAGUGUCCUUCUCACUGCCAUGGCCUAUGACCGCUAUGUGGCUAUCUGUGCCCCACUACAUUAUUCCAUGAUCUUGACCCCAAAGGUCUGUGUCCUUCUGGUAGCAGUGUGCUGGUUUUGGGCUUGUGCUAAUGCCCUGACACAUGCUAGUCUGCUAACCCGACUCUCGUUCUGUGGCCACACUGAAAUCCCUCAUUUCUUCUGUGACCUCAAUGUGGUGAUAACAUUGGCCUGCUCAGAUACCUUCAUCAAUGACUUGCUGAUCUACAUAAUGGGAGGACUGACAGGUAUAAUUCCGUUCAUUGGCAUUCUAAUCUCCUACAUUAACAUUUUUGUGGCUGUGCUGAGGAUCCCAUCAGCUCAAGGGAAAUGGAAAGUUUUCUCCACCUGUGGCUCCCACCUCACUGUGGUCUGUUUCUUCUAUGGGACAAUCAUUGGAGUGUACUUAAACCCAACAUCUGCACACACAGCACAAAAAGACAGAGCAGCAGCCGUGAUGUACACUGUGGUCACCCCCAUGCUGAACCCUUUCAUCUAUAGCCUAAGGAACAAGGACAUGAAAGGAGCCCUGAGGAUGCUCUUCAGCAGAAAGUCAGGCUUCUCUUUGUGA
Messenger RNA from Trichosurus vulpecula (common brushtail), 942 nucleotides. Its product is annotated as olfactory receptor 1361-like. The transcript has a single exon. Lineage: Eukaryota; Metazoa; Chordata; Mammalia; Diprotodontia; Phalangeridae. Gene Ontology annotation, molecular function: G protein-coupled receptor activity; olfactory receptor activity. Gene Ontology annotation, biological process: G protein-coupled receptor signaling pathway. The record is from RefSeq and is a predicted model, not a curated record. Gene Ontology annotation, cellular component: membrane. Bases 1 to 942 code for a protein of 313 amino acids.